Molecule: messenger RNA, 5471 nt
Organism: Aphis gossypii (cotton aphid)
Lineage: Eukaryota; Metazoa; Arthropoda; Insecta; Hemiptera; Aphididae
Product: palmitoyltransferase ZDHHC20-A-like
Exons: 10
Coding region: 425-1516 (363 amino acids)
Biological process (GO): peptidyl-L-cysteine S-palmitoylation; protein targeting to membrane
Cellular component (GO): endoplasmic reticulum; Golgi apparatus
Molecular function (GO): protein-cysteine S-palmitoyltransferase activity
Source: RefSeq, a predicted model, not a curated record
CUGCCCAGACUGCCUCACUCAGUCACCCACAUUCAUCUACUGUAAAAGUAAAAAGAUAAUAAACACCAAACACUGAACGCACUAUGAUUAUAUUAUAAACGCUCGCCGUCCUCGCUCGAGUACUGAGAACUUGACGUCUUGACACUGUCUUGUCAAAUGUUUUCGUUUAGUUGAUUUUGAUACCGAUCACUAUCGUCUUACUGUGUACGCCUUGCACGCUCAGACUGUAAUCGUUAUUGCGUUGAAUCAAAGCAAUGCGAAUGUUAUAGUCGAAAGACAAUAAUAAGUAAUAACGAUUUGUGGUUACCUACGUACUGUCAUCAUUGUCGAACAAUGAUGGUCAACAGAUAGAAUUAGCGAUCGCCCUGUGAUCGCACCGCUGAAAUCGUGAAUAAAUGGUGCUUACGACUCGCCGGAAUCAACAAUGGAGGCACCGUCAUCGAAAAGAUUCUGCUGCUCCGUUUGCGUCCAUACAGUCAAGAGCAUCCCGGUGAUAUUCAUCUUGUGCAUACUAGCAUGGUCGUAUUACGCGUACGUCUAUCACCUGUGCCUCAGUCGGGUCACGUCCGUCGAACUGUCGAUACCAUAUCUUCUAGUGUACCACGUCAUACUAGUGUUGUUCCUAUGGUCGUACUUCAAAACGAUUUUCACAAAGCCAAGCGGCGCACCACCAAAUUUCAGACUGCCAGAAGAAGUAUUUGAAGAGUUCAAUAAAAAUCCUAUAGAUUUGAGCAGACAAAGCGCUAUUUUACGUGAUUUUGCUGAAAAUUUGCCCAUCAUGACUUUUACAAAUACCAAUGAACAUUUUUUUUCAGAUAUUCGAUUCUGUGAUAAAUGUAAAAUAGUCAAGCCAGACAGAUCACACCAUUGUAGCGUGUGUCGUAAAUGUGUGUUAAAAAUGGAUCACCAUUGUCCAUGGGUGAACAAUUGCGUCUCAUAUUCUAACUACAAGUAUUUUAUAUUGUUUUUGGCAUAUGGUCUUUUAAUGUGUGUUUAUGUGGCAGCUACAACAGUUGAAUAUGUUAUCAAAUUCUGGGAUAUUACUACAGAUAUGCGAAUUCAAGAAGGAUCAUAUAAAAUUCAUAUAAUAUUCUUGUUUUUUAUUGCUUCAAUGUUUUCAUUAAGCUUAUUCUCAUUGCUUGCAUAUCAUAUCUACCUGGUUUCAAAAAACAGAACAACAUUAGAAUCUUUCCGUCCUCCUAAAUUUUUGGAUGGAAGUGAUAAAAAUGGAUUCAACUUGGGAUGCUGCAGAAAUAUACAAGAAGUGUUCGGUAAAGAAGUUCUUUUGUGGCCUUUUCCUAUUGACACUCGCCUUGGUGAGGGUGUGUCAUUUCCAAUCAAUAAAACUGUACCUGAAGCUCAAAGUCUGUUAUUCUCAGAUGUGAACAACCAGAAAACAUCAAUUGAUUUUGAACAUUAUGAUACGUCGUUGUUUACAUCAGUCUUAAUAAGUGAUGAUAACAUGAGCUCAACAGAUACAAAUGCCCCUAAAUAUCAAGAUCUUAUUCAAAUUUAGUACGACUUACACUAACUUAAUUCUAGUGGGAUUUGGUCCAAACAGUCCAGUGCAUAUUAUUGGUAUAGCUUGUUGGGUGAGAUAGAGCAAUCUCACCACCAACGUGUUUUCAACAAGUAACCUUCGACCCUUGGCUGUGACCAUGACACCUCCUAUUUCUUGAUUCGGUAACUUAAUACUAUUAUCAAUAUUUAUUUCAAUAUUCAUUCCUGUGUUAGCCAAAUAUAUUUCACUUAAUUCAGGGAUCAUUAAGUCAACGCAUUCCAUAUCGUCUGAUAUCAGUAUUAAGCUUAUUUUUUCUUCCAAAACCUUGAAAUAUAUAGAAUUAAAAGUUUUUAUUUGUUGUUAAAUGAUCUACUAUUAUAACAAUACUACUUGGUACAUUGCUUGUAGUAUUAACUUUUUGAGAAUUUUCAAAUAUUGUGAUUUGUGGUUUCGCAAUUUUAACAGUUCUCUGUUUACGUCGGCCAACACAGAUUUAAUAAAUGUGUCUCUGGCAUUCAAUAUUUCUAACUUGGCAUUUGUCAUUAACUUGGUAAUCAUUCUAUGAUGUAGACCAAAAGAAUUUUCCAUUCACAAAAGUACCUACCUAUACACUUUUUAAUAUUACUCACGUUGCUGUUGUUCUAUUCAUAAAUUUUGUCUUUUUCUUGUACAACUGAUCGAUUUUUAAUUUUUCUUUGAGUAUAAUUUCGUUUUUUUUAAUAUCAAAUUCAUUUUCUGAUUGAGUGUCAAUAUUUUGUUCAAUUUCAUUUGCUUCAAACUCUAUGAACCUGAUCAUUUUAUCCAACUAAAAUAAUAUAAAAUAAUUUAUGUUCUACGUGCGUGACCUAUAAUCGCGAUCGAAGGUAUUUUUAAGAAAUUUAGCUUGAAUAAUUAUUUUUUCUCCACACUAAUACAUUUCACAUACAAGUAAAAAAUAAAUAACCUCAUUUCAAAAGAAAAUUAUUUUUAGAUAUCAACUGCAAUUAUUGCAUGAACACAAUAGUUGUCAUCAGAUAAAAUUAAUUUUGGAAAGUAUAGGGCUCACUUGUUGGUUUAAUUGCGAUUUGUUCAUGUUGUAAUAUUAUAAAAUAAUAAUAUUAGUUAACGAAAAUCCUUUUACUUAAUUUUGAAGUAUUUCAGACUAUACAAUUGCGAUAAAUACUUUGGUCUGUCAACACUCAGUUGUUAAGUAAUAAUUACACUAAUGUAAAACCACGGCGACAGGAAUGUAAAAUAUUUAUUGUAUUAAAAAAAAAAUAAAACAUUUAAAAAAUACAUGUUAGCAUUUACGAUUCAAGCAUUUUUUAAUGGUUCAGGAAGUGUGUCUCCGCUGCAGUUGAACAUGUCGUAAUCAUUUAAACCGACCAUUUCCAUACUUUUUACCCAAAGUUUUUUUGCCAGCUCUGGGUCUUUUGCUAACGCCGAUGGUUCUUUCGCCUUACAAUCGCUGAAACACGCAAUUACCAUAGAAAUAAUAAUAACAUUUUCAAAAAAAAAAAAAAAAAAAUAGUUCCAAAAACAACAUGCCUGUAAUAAAGUCCUGUUUCCUCUCCAGCCUUUUCGUCUAUUGAACAGUGCAAAGUAGUCUGAGCUCCUUGUUCUGGAGUCUUAACAAAUGGAUAAAGAAUAAUACGGCCUAACAGCCACAUGCCUGGAAAGAACACUUGGUCUACUGUUCUAGGUAAUUCGGUAUUCACGAUUCCCGGAUGUAGACUGUAUACAUGAACUCCGGUUCCUUGAUAACAUAAUACAUGAUGCUAAUUGUAUACAACCAUUUUCUUUUUAAUGCGCUUAUACUUAUAUAAUUAUAUGUAUAUGUCAUUAUAUUUUACGUAGAAAUUUAAAGCAUAAACACGUAUUGAAAAAAAUUAUUUGUUCAUGCUAUAUAAAAAUAAUAUUUUUAUUAACAUAAUAUACAUUUACCGAGAAUAUAAUUUUGAAAGAAUGGACUUUUAACAUAUUAUGUAUAUUUUGUAGGUAAUCUUAAAUAUUGUUGUUAGUUGAGUUCGUCAAUGACUUAAACGUGCCAUUUAUAUUUACGUACCUUCGAGUCUACGCGCCAAUUCUUUCGUGAACAGCACAUUGGCCAGUUUACUUUGACUAUAAGCCGCAAUAGCCGAAUAAUUCUUGUCGGAGUUGAUGUCUUCAAAAUUGAUCGAACCCCCUUAAAAUAAACAUUUUGAGUAUCUUUUUUUGUAUUUUUGAAUUUUUAAACAUUUUAGGAACUGACUCGUAUGUGCCAUUGACGACACGUUAAUGAUUCGGGCGGGUGUCGAAUUUCGGAUUCUUGGCAAGAGGAGAGAUGUAAACAGAAAGUGUCCCAAGUGAUUUACACCAAAUUGAGUUUCGAAACUGUCUUGAGUUUUUCCUUUGGGACAAGUCAUUACGCCUGAAAUAGGUUAAUAAUUAAGUGUUAUUUAUUAGGUUAGGUAGGUAUAGGUACUCUAACCGCACUCUUAUACUCAAAAGUCGAGAUGGACAAUUGGCUAAUUCCCACUACCAAUUUCUCUUUAAAAAGUGUAAUUUUAAACAGAAAUCACCAUAUUUAUAUUAAUUUAGGUUUCAUUAUUAUUGGUGUGUAAAUAAAUCGAAUAAAAAUAAAUAGGUAAUAAUGAAAUCGUGAAAUUUGUUAACAAUUAUUGUAUUAAAAAAAGUAUAUUUAUGAACUUUAUAUUUGACCGACAAUAGGACGUGUUUCCCACGGUUAUCCUUUAAUCCUGCAAGCUUAGACUCAAACUCCAUAUAAUUGUAUGUACAAGAAGCAUAUUUGGAUAGGUGUGUACUACUGACCGGCGUUGUUCACCAACAGAUGAAUUUGUUUUUCCUUUUGUAAAAUACUUUUUGCGCAACGUUUGAUCGACGCGAAAGACGCUAAAUCUAAUUCUUCCACUAUCAGUUGUCCGAGGCCGUCGCCUUUUACUUCAGCCACGAUUUCCGAUACGGCCUGUUCCGCUUUUCUGACGUCCCGGCACGCCAAUAUGACCUUUGCACCUGAAAUUUUGUACACCGCAGUAUAGGUAAUUAACAAUUUAUUUAUUUGUUCAUACAUAAUUUUUAUUAAUUGCAUAUAAUAAUUAUUCAAUGUUCGCGAUGAAGAAAAAUUGUGUUACAUCGGUUUUUAAUAAAACUUUAACCUACGCAAUCAUCACCUAUAUCUGUUUAUGAAGUAUUAUUUGUUAUUUAGAUUUGUAUGUUGGUCAUACAUAUUGCAACAGUUAUUUGUACUUAUCACAUUAUACUUGUACGAAAAAAUAUAUUUUAAUUAUUUAUUAUGUACCAUAUAUUGUACGCGUUAUGACUGUUUAUCAUUAGGUAUACUUAAUGUAUACAUACGCCCAGUAUAUGGCGUAGUUCUAAACCGUGUCUCGGAUUGUUUUGCAGGGUACGACUGUAUUGUUUUCCGAUUAUAAUUAUUACUUAAAUAUUAUAAUUUAUAAUAAUAUACCUUUAAAAAAAAACAUUUGGUUAGAACAAACAAUUUUAAAUUAUUGUAAACAAAACGCUAUUACAAACUAGGUAUAUAAGCUUCCGGUUUUGUAAAAAUUUUAUUACCUAUAUUUAAAAUAUUAUAUUACCUACUUAUCUUUGUAAAUGAUCUACUUUGAAAUUUUGAAUAAUUAAUAUAUUGAUGUAAAUGUUGUUUAUAAUUUAUUAUAUAACUAUUAUAGUUACAUUUAUCUAGGAAUUGUUUUUUUGCAUAUUUUAUCUCAACAAAUGUUAUUAGUAUAAAUAGUAUACAAAUUAAAGUAAAACCAGAAAUUAAUUUUAUAGAAAAAUCAAUUUAUAAGUUGAUGUUGAGUAUGGUAAUCAAUUCGGGUGCCAUCUAUUAUCAAUUAUCAUACUUACCUAAACGUUUUUACUUAACAUUUUAGAUUAUCUAUGUAAUUGCAAAUUGAUAAUUAUUGGGCAUUAUCACCAUGUCGGAUCAUAUAAUAAAAGUUAAAAUAAAAUAAUUAUAAACUUGUUAAAA